ACGUCCGGGUGUUGUUAUCAAAUAAAUAUUUUGGAAAUACAUCUAUCUAAUACGUCUGUCAACCCCCUUGAGUAACAAGAUACAUAUAGAUUUGGUCAAAAUGUGUCGGAUACGUAGUGCUGCUAAUGUAUUCGCAUUUAUUGGGUCACGAAAGGGCUGUCAUCCAUCUGAGCCAAAUCGCUUACUACUUACUUCUAACUACACGGUCUUGUUAAUCAGUUUUCGUAGCUUGGUUGACAGAUGACCGGAAAUUGCCAGGUUUAUAGCUAGAUGUAAUGAAUUAGGGCUAAUAGUAGGCCUACUGCCAAACCUGAAAUGGUAUGAAUAUGAAUAACAAUACUUACUCUUGGGGUCUUAGGUUAAGAUAUUCUAGAAAAGAAUGACCAAAGAUGACGAAAAUACUGUUAGUUCAUCAGACAUGGUUAUGGUUGGCAUACCAGUUACCUAUGUCACAUCUUCGACGCAAGGGACACAACUUUUUGCAAAUCCAACUGUUAAAUCAGAAUUGUUAGAAAACAAUACAUCUGACCUAGUCAAUCCAGGAACAGUACUGACAACAUUGAAUUCAAACCAUUCCACAUUGCAGAGUCUUCUUGCCACACCAAUAAACAAUCCAGUUUAUAACUCAUUAGAUCAAAUACAAAUUAUUACAGUCAAUACACCAUCAGAUCUAUUGGCUGGUGGUUUUACUGAUGGAACAGGUCGAUUACUUCAAGUAUUACCCAGUGGGCUGGGAACAGGUUCCGAAUAUGCUACUAUUAUUGCAGUUCAAGACCCCUCUGAGUAUUUACAGUUAAAAGAUGACACAACAGAUAUUACUGAAAAUUCUGAAAUGGUAGAAUCUCUAGUAUCAGCAGAUGGUGUAUCAACAGAAUUAAGUAAUGUUGUAUCAAGUGAAUCUGUAGCUCAGAUACUGAUGCCCCCUCCCCCUCCUCCUGUCACUAGUCAACAGGUAGAAUUACCACCUGAUUGUCCAUCUUGGGCUGCACGACUCAAAGACUGUGAGAAAAUUGGUGAUUCUUACCGUGGUUAUGUGGAAAGUGAAGUAGAUUUAGAUCUUUUAUUAACAUAUCAUAAACAACAAACUCAGAGUUUCUGGGGUACACGACAAUCACCUAGUCCAGGAAAACCAUCAACAAGACUCAUGUGGAAAUCGCAAUAUGUUCCUUUCGAUGGCAUUCCUUUUGUUAAUACAGGUAGCAGAGCUGUUGUUCAAGAAUGUCAGUAUGGUCCUAGAAGAAAGGGAAAUUGUAAAUCUAAAGGAGACCCAGAUACAAGAAAAUUUAAGCAAACAUGUCCAGCUAGAAUAUACGUAAAAAAGGUCAGAAAAUUUCCAGAAUUUGCUGUCGAUUUUCUGUAUCUUGAUAAGAAGUCUUUGAAAGCUGCAAUGGAUAGAGCAUUUCAAGAAUUAAAACAGAGAGGAAUAGAUGGUCUAGGUCAAGAAAGACAUUAUGUGCAAUUACCAACAGAAAAGGCUCACCAGUUUCAUGAUGAAGGAUCGGUUGGUUCCCUAUUAACAACAGCACCUAGUAAAACUGUUGAUACUUUCCCUGAAGAAGAAGAAGAAAUACCCCAAUCAGGCUUGUCAGAUUCUAAUAUUCAUCCUAAAUUAGCUAUUAAAAUACGAGAACUAGUAGCUGCAGGAGAGACUGGUGUGUAUACAAUUAGAAAACAACUCCGAUGUUAUGUAACGAAAGAUAUGUAUCCUGGUACAGAUAUGCCAGAAAGACAUGACUGGACAUUAUUUCCUACUGUUAAUAACAUCAAAAACCACAUACAUCAAGCUCUUAAAGACAUUGAAAAUGGGACACUGGCUCUCACUGCCACUACUGUAAAUGUAGAGAUUAUAACAAAUACAGAAGCUAGCGCUUUACCACCACCUAAUUCGGAUACACUUGGUGCUGGAGAACCAAUUGUCUGGCCUAGAGUUAGUGGUACACCUAUACCAGAAACUGUAACUGUUACAUUAACACAAAAUGCAGGAGAUGAUGGUCACCAUGUUAUAUCAAGAAUAGAAACACAUUUAAGUGAUGGUACAACUCAUGUUAGUAACACUAUUACACCAGAAACUGCUCAAUUAUUAUCACGUUUACAUCCGGGAAUGUUUCCUGCUGGAAGUCUUUUACAAAAUGGUGAUUUAGUGGUGGGUAGUACAAUGAGUAAUACAAUGGUUGAAGAUACAGAUCAUACUGUUAUGGAUACAUCUCAUGUAGAAUCUGCUCUAGGUUCUACAGAACCACCACUACAUAUAGUAGAUGAAACCUGUUCACAUAUAAUGGAAGAAGAUGAGCCAUUACAAUCAAAAACAGAUGAUUUAAAUGAUACCUCAAUGGUAAUAGGAACUUAUGACUGUACAUGUGAUAGUACUAUGGAUCCUCUAGAAUCAGCUGCUAAUCUGUGACCAUAAUCAGUACUUCUGUUGCUGAAACAAGGGUUUUAUUAAAUGUCUCUUCUUAGCUCAUUUCAAUACAUUAUGUUCUCUUUCUAGUGAACAAGUCAUGUGAUUUUUUAUACGCCUACUCUUAAAGUGGAUUUAUAUUUUUGUCACCGGUCUGUGCAUUUACAAAAUUUCAUUUAAAUGUCUCUUUGUUAAGGUUGCAAAUUGAUUUUACAUAGUUAUUGCCCUAGUGUAUGAGGUUAGUAGGGACUUGCUGAGAUUAUUCCACAUGUCGUAAAGAGAAGUUUUAAAAUUCAUUGUGGCUUAAUCAUUUAAAGCAGUCAGCAGAGUUAUUGCCCUGAUCACCGAAACCAGGUAAUCUAUUCAAGUUUAUAUUAGGUUAUCUAUACAUCACAACAGGACAUUUUUUUGUCUUUGUUCAAACAGCUGUUGGCGAGCAUAUAUUCAGUGCCCAUUUUUAAGAUCAAAUCCUUAUAGCAUUACAAUGACCUUAUUAACUGAGAAAUAGAAUUUGAUGAGAAGAAUUAAAUAAAAAUUAGAUCCAAAUAAAAACACCCUGCUAUUUGUAACAUUGUUAUUGUCCCCCGCCUUUCGAAGAAGCCCUGACAAAGACAGCUGCCUAGUCCUUCGGAUGAGACGAAAAACCGAGGUCCCGUGUAUACAUUGGAAUGCACAUGAAAGAUCUCUUGGCAGUUGGAUUUUGAUAUAAGAGUAGGCGAUAGUGCCGCUGCCCGGGCAAAAUUUCCCUCAUAGCACACUGUAUGGCGUAUGCCCGUCUUCAUUAGCCCAGUAUAGAAGCAGAACAGUAGGACGUUAAACCCAUUUCAUUUCAUUUUGUUUCAAAGAAAGCAGGGGACUAUUCAAAUGGGUUCGUCCGUCUGUCUGUCUGUCUUGUCCGUCAGUCUGUCCAUCACACUUUUUGGGACACAAUACUCUCUUCGAAGAUGAGAAUUUUUGGCUUAGGGUAAGCAGAGAUAAGCAAUUUGAUUGGUUGAUAUACAUGAGACACAAUAACUUUAAUUAAGUUAGAAUGAGGACACUUGGAGUAUAGCUUUAUUACAUCAAUACCUUGACUUUAAAGUUUGAUUAUGAAUAUUUUCUGCUGAGGUUAAGCAGAGCGAUAAGCAAUUUGAUUGGUCAAGACAUUGGAACACAAUAACUCUCCUUCUAAUUGAGGUAGAAUGUUUAAACUUGGUGUAGGCGUUCAUUAGGUGAAUGCCUUGGUGGAGUUCUAUGAUGAAGAUUAUCUGCUUACGGUAAGCAGAAAUAAGCAAUCUGAUUGGUUGAUGCUUUGAGGCACGAUAACUUUGUUUAUAAUGAAGUGAGAGCGAUGGUACUCAGAAUAUAGAUUCAUUAUAUCAUUACCUUGACUAAUUUCGAUGGUGAGAAUUUUCUGCUUAGGCUAAUGAGCGAUAAGCAAUUUAAUUGGUCAAGACUUUGGAACAUAACAACUCUUUUAAUUGAGGUAGAAUGUUUAGACUUGAUGUAGAUGUUCAUUAGGUGAAUGUCUUGACUGAUUUCAAUGAUUAACAUUUCAAGCUAAAGCUAAGCCGAGCUAAUCAAUUUCAUUGGUUGAUGCUUUGGGACAAGAUAAUCUUGAUUCUAUCUGAUAGAGAGGGAUGAAACUUAGUGUAUAAUUUGAUUGCUUGAUACUUUCGAAAAAAAUAUUAUAAAUGUGCGAUUAAUUAAUAUGUGUCAACUAUUUAUUUUGGGAUUUCAGCAGGGGACAUCAGCCUCACUGUUGGCUUGUUAAAUAUUUUAUUCGGUUUUAUCAAAUGUAAAUGGUGACCUAAUUAAGUUGGUUUUUUGUCCCCGCCUUUCGAAGAAAGCAGGGGACUAUUAAAGUGGGUUUGUCCGUCCCUCUUUCUGUCUGUCUUUCCGCCCAUUGUGUUUCCGCUCGUCUGUCUGUCCGUCACACUUUUUGGGACACAAUACCUCUCCUUCUAAUUGAGCUAGAAUUUUCAAACUUGGUGUAGGUGUUUAUUAGGUCAAUACCUUGAUGGAGUUCGAAGAUGAGCAUUUUCUGCUUAGGGUAAGCAGAGAUAAGCAAUUUGAUUGGUUGAUGCUUUUGGACACGAUAACUUUAGUUCUAAUUAUGUGAGAGUGAUGAAACUUGGUGUAUAGUUUCAUUACAUCAAUACCAUGACUAAGUUCGAUAAUGACCAUUUUCUGCUCAGGGUAAGCAGAGCGAUAAGCAAUUUGAUUAGUCGAGACUUUGGAACACAAUAACUCUCAUUUUAAUUGAGUUAGAAUGUUCACACUUGGCGUAGGUGUUUAAUAGGUGAAUGCCUUGAUUGAGUUCAGAGUUAGAAGAUAAGAAUUUUCUGCUUAGGGUAAGCAGAGAUGAGCAAUUUGAUUGGUUGAUGCUUUGGGACACGAUAACUUUAGUUCUAAUUAAGUGAGAGUGAAGACACUUGGUGUAUAGUUUUAUCACAUCAUUACCUUGAUUAAGUUCCAUAAUAAGCAUUUUCUGCUUAGGGUAAGCAGAGCGAUAAGCAAUUUGAUUGGUCGAGACUUUGGAACACAAUAACUCUCCUUCUAAUUGAGGUCGAAUGUUUAAACUUGGUGUAGGUGUUUAUUAGGUGAAUGCCUUGAUUGAGUUCAGUGUUAGAAGAUAAGAAUUUUCUGCUUAGGGUAAGCAGAGAUAAGCAAUUUGAUUGGUUGAUGCUUUGGGACACGAUAACUUUAGUUCUAAUUCAGUGAGAGUGAGGACACUUGGUGUAUAGCUUUAUCACAUCAAUACCUUGACUAAGUUCGAUAAUGAACAUUUUUUGAGACUUUGGAACACAAUAACUCUCCUUCUAGUUGAGGGGGAAUGUUCAAACUUGGUGUAGGCGUUCUUUAGAUGAAUGCCUUGAUGGAGUUCGAUGAUAAACAUUGUCUGCUUAUGGUAAGCAGAGAUAAGCAAUCUGAUUGGUUGAUGCUUUGGGGCCAAUAACUUUAGUUUUAAUUAAGUGAGAGUGAUGAAAUUCCGAGUAUAGAUUCAUCAUAUCAUUACUUUGACUAUAUCUGAUGAUGAAAAUUUUUUACUUAGGCUAAGGAUCGAUAAGCAAUUUGAUUAGUCAAGACUUUGGAACAUAACAACUCUGCUUUUAAAUGAGGUAGAAUGUUUUUAAACUUGAUGUUGAUGUUCAUUAAGUGAAUGUCUUGACUGAUUUCAAUGAUUAACAUUUCAAGCUGAAGCUAAGCAGAGCUAAUCAAUUUCAUUCAUCGAUGCUUUGGGACAAGUUAAUCUUGAUUCUAUCUGAUAGAGAGUGAUGAAACUUAGUGUGUAGUUAGAUUGCUCGAUACUUUUGAAAAAAAUAAAUGUGCGAUUAAUUAAUAUGUGUCAUCUAUUUAUUUUGGGAUUUCGGCGGGGGACAUCAGCCUCACUGUUGGCUUGUUACAAGUUGAUUACCCUCUAAAGAUCAUAAUAUCCUCAGUUUAUCAACCAAGCUUGUUGUCAGUUGAUGAACUGUUGAGUAAAUUUUAUCAAACUGUCACAAAUAUGUCUUUCAUAUAUUAUUAUUAUUAUUUAUGUAUGUUAACUGCUCAAAAUAUAAAAAAUGUAAAUAGUAUUUCUACAAGUGACUCACUAUUUCUAAAAUAAUUUGAAGCAUUCUUUUUGUCCUAGUGUAAAUGUUUUUGUCAUCCUUUUAACAUUGUUGUCUAAUACAUUUAGGAAGUGACUUCUUUUUCAUUUUUCACCCAAAUUUUCUGUUUAUCAAAAUUUGAGUACUGGUAUUUGUUUAAGAUAAUCUUGUCACACUAACAAUUUUAAUGUUGUCAAGUGUAAUUGUUUAUGAGCAUAAUGAUGUAUGCUUUAAAUACUUGAAAACAAUGAGUUGAAUGUUGUUGUGAUAGAUAAGGUUCAGUAAUUUAAGAAGGUGUUAGUAAAGAACGAAAUCUUAGCAGAUUGUAUGUAAUGUAAGUUAAGAUAAUAUAUUAUAUUGUUUAAAUGUGAUAUUGUUUUCAUGGUAUAUUUUAAUGCUUAUUGUUAUUAAUAUAAUGUGAAGCUGUUAAGCUUACAAAAUAAAAACAUUAAAAUACUC
Messenger RNA from Patella vulgata (common limpet), 6429 nucleotides. Its product is annotated as calcium-responsive transcription factor. Gene Ontology annotation, cellular component: nucleus. Gene Ontology annotation, molecular function: RNA polymerase II cis-regulatory region sequence-specific DNA binding; DNA-binding transcription factor activity, RNA polymerase II-specific. NCBI's taxonomy places the organism in Eukaryota, Metazoa, Mollusca, Gastropoda, Patellidae. Bases 380 to 2401 code for a protein of 673 amino acids. The record is from RefSeq and is a predicted model, not a curated record. Gene Ontology annotation, biological process: regulation of transcription by RNA polymerase II. The transcript is spliced from 13 exons.